CCGGAGCCGGUCCAUUGCCCCAGAGUUGUGCCUCCUGCCUGUCUCCUUCUGGGGUGCAGUUCCCCCUCCAUGGCCAUAGGGGGCGGGCUCCUGCCCCUGCUGCUCUGGCUGUGGCCCGCCUGCCUGGGGCCGGACCUCAGCGUGGGGGGGCACCAGGUGGGGGAGCACGAGGACGUCCUGAUCGCCGCCCCGCCGCACCUCAUCGAUCUCCUCCCGGCGGCCGCCACGGCCACGGUGGCCGCCGGCUACAUCCCCGGCGACACCUCUCUGGAGGAGAGCCAGGUGGCCGUGGCCACCAGCGAAGGGAUCCCGGUGAUGGUGAUGACGGUCCAGACCACCACGGAAGAGAGCAAAGCCCCAUCGCCGGGCAAGGUGGACAUCCUAAUCGUGGGCGACACGCGCUACCAGUGGCAAGACUGGAGCCCUUGGCACUGCAACUGUCCCCAGGGCAGCAUGUCGCGCGUGCGAGACAUCACCUACUCCACGCCGGGGGUGGUGCUCGACCCGGCCCAGUACGACGUCCUGCGCUUCCAGCGGGUGGUGUGCGACUACAAGAUCUGCCACUGCCGCCCGGAGGAGCAUCAGUGCGACCGGCUGGAGGUGACCUGCGCGGAGGAGGAGCACGUCUGCGCCCUGCGGGACAUCGAGCAGGACCAGCACCAGAAGAGGAAGGACUUCUGGGCCCGGCUCCACGCGGAGCUCAAGAACCUCUGGCAGAGCCUGAAGGACGCCUUCCCCCGGAUAAGGAAGGAAAGUACAGCCAAGAGCACAAGGUGAGACCCACCUGCUCUCCAAAGUGGAAGUCACCAUCCCUGUACAUCUAUCAAAAUCUCUGUUGUCUAGUAAAUAUUAUUCUAAGAAU
Heteronotia binoei (common prickly gecko) is the source of this 862-nucleotide messenger RNA. It is a transcript of the gene C1H1orf56, whose product is annotated as chromosome 1 C1orf56 homolog. Lineage: Eukaryota; Metazoa; Chordata; Lepidosauria; Squamata; Gekkonidae. The transcript has 2 exons. The record is from RefSeq and is a predicted model, not a curated record. The coding region runs from base 70 to 777 and encodes 235 amino acids. Gene Ontology annotation, biological process: regulation of cell population proliferation.